Molecule: messenger RNA, 1155 nt
Organism: Pyricularia grisea
Lineage: Eukaryota; Fungi; Ascomycota; Sordariomycetes; Magnaporthales; Pyriculariaceae
Exons: 3
Coding region: 1-1155 (384 amino acids)
Biological process (GO): beta-D-galactose catabolic process via UDP-galactose, Leloir pathway
Cellular component (GO): cytoplasm
Molecular function (GO): UDP-glucose:hexose-1-phosphate uridylyltransferase activity; zinc ion binding
Source: RefSeq, a predicted model, not a curated record
AUGCCUGACCAGAUUCUUGACGACAUCUCCCAUCGGAGGUACAACCCUUUGACCGGCGCAUGGCUCCUUGUCUCGCCGCAUCGGACAAAACGCCCCUGGCAGGGCCAGCAGGAAGCGCCAUCCAAGAGCGAGCUUCCACAGUAUGACCCCUCGUGUUAUCUCUGCCCAGGAAACACGCGCGCGCAGGGCGACAGCAACCCGAAGUAUGAGAAGACGUUUGUCUUUAUCAACGACUAUAGCGCUGUCAAGGAGAAUCAGGCAAACUAUGCGCCAGAGGAAAAGACUGAUGAUGUUGCCUCGCUCCUCCUCAAGGCGGACGCUGCCACCGGCCGCUGUUAUGUCCUCACAUUCUCGGCUGUGCACAAUGUCACCCUAGCCGAUAUGAAGCCCCAUGACAUCGUUCCCGUCAUAGAUCUAUGGACGGAUCUCUAUGCCUCCCACGUUUCUCCAACGAGUCCUCUGGGCAACGCUGCCGCUACCGUGCGUCAGAACCUGUCGAUAGUCCCUGAGUGCCAAAUGGCGCAACCAUCACAACAACUACGAUACAUGACGAUAUUUGAGAACAAGGGAGCUGCGAUGGGUUGCUCAAACCCCCACCCCCACUGCCAAAUAUGGACAACUUCGAGUUUGCCAGAGGAACCAGGCAAGGAAUUGCAGCAAAUGUCCAAGUACCGUCGGGAACAUGGACGUCAUAUGCUUGGUGACUACGUCAAGUUGGAGAUCGAGAAGAACGAGCGUGUCGUUUGGCAGAACGAUAGCUUUUUGGUUGUUUGCCCGUGGUGGGCCGUUUGGCCUUUCGAGGUUCUGGUCAUUGCGAAGCGACAUGUUCGGGCCUUGGUCGAUCUAUCGAUUGCUGAGAGGCUUCAUUUUGCCGAGGCCAUCCAAGAAGUUACUCGGCGGUACGACAACUUAUUCGAGACGCACUUCCCAUACAGCUCUGGAAUACACCAGGCGCCUAUUGACUGCAGUGAAGAAGAGGCCGAGAGCAGCUGGUUCCAUAUGCAUUUCUACCCGCCGCUGCUUCGCUCAGCUACCGUGAAGAAGUUCCUUGUGGGAUAUGAGCUUUUAGCCGAGCCUCAGCGCGACAUUACCCCGGAGCAAGCCGCGGCUCGUUUGAGGGCCUGCGACGGAGAGUUGUACCGCAAGUCUCUAUAA